Messenger RNA from Oryzias latipes (Japanese medaka), 4805 nucleotides. It is a transcript of the gene myom1a, whose product is annotated as myomesin 1a (skelemin). Lineage: Eukaryota; Metazoa; Chordata; Actinopteri; Beloniformes; Adrianichthyidae. Gene Ontology annotation, molecular function: protein binding. Gene Ontology annotation, biological process: sarcomere organization. Gene Ontology annotation, cellular component: M band. The record is from RefSeq and is a predicted model, not a curated record.
GAGUGGCAGCCUUAUUUUUGCUCAGUGGACAGCCACCGCGUCCACGGCCCCUCGUCCUGCCGCUUUGCCUGGAACUAAGCCUGCUUUUAGGAAUAACACACCCUUUCAUUGAUUAUUUUCCACUGUUGUUGACUGCUGACCUCUGCCUUGUGAGCCGGUAAAGUAAAGGACGGCCAGUGUAAGUUGGCGGGAUGUCGGGAUCAAUACAAGCGGUGCAGAAGCAGCAUCUGCACCAGCAGCAGGAGAAGCAGCAGCAGCAGCAUCAUCACUAUGAGAGCAGCUAUUACCUGAGCACCAAGUCGUCUGUUAGCCAGCAGGCUUUCUCCGCCUCCACGACCACGACCACCAGCCGUCGCCAGAAGAAGUCUGUGAAGGUCGAGAAAGGGCAGGAGGGGGUCAAACUGAGCUCCAUACCCAAGACAGCCAAGGGCAGCUACCUGGCCAUGGACAAGGACAAAGAGGUCAUAGGUUACGUUGUUCCUGUGUUCAGAGCCAACCACGACACAGUCCGGGGUCUGAUGGAGGCCCAGGAAGACGAGGUCGCAGAGGAGGGGAUCAACUACGUGGCCAUGAGGAACCUAUUUGUCAGGGAGGCUGUGGAGGUCAAGGUGGAGAAGAAAACCCGAACCAGGAACGUCAGGGAAUCUGCAGACCGCCUGGAGCUGGGGAAGACGAUGGAGGAAUGGUCCGAAUUCCGUAAGAAAAUGAACCCGGACAGCCUGACACACCCUCCAGAGUUCAUCGUGAAGCCGCGUGGACAGACCGUGCUGGAGGGGAAGACCGUCAAGCUGCACUGCACUGUGGCCGGAUGGCCCAAACCCAGGAUCGCCUGGUACAAAAACAACGUGCUCAUCGACGCCAAAGCCCACCCUGAGAAGUACACCGCAGAGAGCAGUUACAACAUGCACUCCCUGGAGAUCAAGAACUGUGAUUUCUUGGACACUGCUCAGUACUGCGCCUCCGCUCUGAACGUGAAGGGCGAGGCUUCUUCUGUGGCCACUGUUGUUGUCAAAAGAUUUCAGGAGGGCGAGGAAGCAGGCCCGCUUGAUCCUAAACCACAUGGUUUCUGCCCAGAGUAUGGAGUCACCUUUGAAACCACCAUCAUCGACAAGUUUGACGUCGCCUUUGGCUGCGAGGGCGAGACGCUGAGUCUGGGCUGCACCGUGGUCAUUUAUCCCACCGUGAAGAAGUACCAGCCUGAGGUCGUGUGGUACCGAGACUCUGUGCCCCUGAAGCCCUCAAAGUGGGUGCACCACCACUGGUCCGGAGAGCGGGCCAUCCUCACCCUGACCCACCUGAACAAGGAAGACGAGGGCAUGUACACGCUCCGCGUCAACACCAAGUCCGGCUUCGAAACCCACUCUGCCUACGUCUUUGUCCGAGAUGCUGAGGUGGAGUUAGAGGGGGUUCCCGUGGCCCCCCUGGACGUGCGCUGUCAUGAUGCCAAUAAGGAUUAUGUGGUGGUGACCUGGAAGCAGCCAGCGGUGGAGGGCAGCAGCCCCAUCCUCGGAUAUUACAUCGACAGGUGUGAAGUGGGCGCUCAUCACUGGGCUCAGUGCAACGACGCUCCAGUCAAGUACGCCCGCUUCCCCGUCACCGGCUUGGUUGAAGGCCGCUCCUACAUGUUCCGGGUGCGCGCCUUGAACUCGGCGGGGGUCAGCCGUCCGUCCCGCGUCUCCGAGGCGGUGGUCGCCAUGGACCCCUCCGACAGAGCUCGACUCAGAGCUGGACCUUCAGCCCCCUGGACCGGGAUGAUCAAGUUCACAGAGGAAGACUCCACUGUGGGAAUCGUACCUGGAGAGCCAACUGAUGUUGUGGUUACCGAGGCAACCAAGAGCUAUGUGGUGCUGGCCUGGAAGCCCCCGGUUCAGAGGGGUCACGAGGGGGUCAUGUACUUCAUAGAGAAGCGUAUUUCAGGAUCGGACGCCUGGCAGAGGGUGAACACGGGAAUGCCGGUCAAGUCUCCGCGCUACGCCCUCUUUGACCUCUCAGAGGGUAAAUCCUACAGCUUCCGCGUUCGCUCCUGCAACUCCUCCGGCGUGGGCGGGCCUUCUGAGCCGACGGAGGAGGUCACCGUCGGGGACAUCCUCGACCUGCCGUCAGCCCCUGGAGCGCCGGUGGUCAUCAGGAACACAGGCACCUCGGUGGUGGUCACAUGGAAGGCCUCCAAGGAUGUCAAACACUUAGCUGGCUACUAUAUUGAAAGCAGUGUGGUGGGGACUGACGUGUGGACGGCUUGCAACAAUAAACCUGUCAAGCAGACCAGGUUUGUGUGCCACGGCCUCAUCACGGGGUACAACUACGUGUUCAGGGUGAAGGCGGUGAACGCCGCCGGAUACAGCCAGAGCUCCCCUCAUUCUGAUGCUGUGGUCGUGCAGCCCGCCAUCUCCGUCCCCGGACAGCCCACCGGGGUCACCCUGCUGGAGGCUCUGAAGGACUACAUGGUGUUGGGUUGGACCCCGCCUGCCGACAACGGGGGAGCUGAUGUUCGGGGCUAUUUUGUGGACUACAGAACCGUCAAAGGAGGAGUGUUGGGACAAUGGCACGAAAUGAACCACCAGGCCCUGACCGCAGCCUCCUAUAAGGCUGAGAACCUGAAGGAAAACGUCUUUUAUCAGUUCAGAGUGCGAGCCGUGAACAUGGCAGGCGUGAGCAAACCUUCCCUUCCCAGUGCAAGCCUGGAGUGCAAGGAGUGGACCAUCACAGUCCCAGGUGUUCCUGUUGGUCUUCGUGUGCUGGAGGUUCGCGACACCUCCGCCGUUGUUCUGUGGGACCGCCCCCUGUUCGACGGCCGCAGUCCCGUCAACGGCUACUACCUGGACCUGAAGGUGGCGUCGGAGGGGGAGGGAGGCUGGAAGGCGGCUCACGAGAAGACCAACAAAAGCAAAUACAUGAAGGUGACCCAGCUGACGGCCGGAGCAUCGUACGUCUUUCGUGUGCGCGCUCAAAAUCUGGCUGGAGUUGGAAAGCCUUCAGCAGUUUUAGGUCCGAUUGUAGCUCAGACACGCCCUGGCACCAAAGAGAUUUAUGUGGAUGUGGACGGCGACGGCAGGAUUUCUAUGGUCUUCGAAUGCUCUGAGAUGACGGAAGGCUCAGAGUUUAUUUGGUCCAAGAACUAUCAGGCAAUGACGGACACGUCUCGCCUGACCAUCUGCAACGAGAAGGGCAGAUCCAGAGCGACCUUCAACAGCCCGUCCCUGGAGGAUCUCGGCACCUUCUCCUGCAUGGUCACCAACACCGACGGCAUCUCCUCAAGCUACACUCUCACUGAGGAGGGUCUCCUGCGUCUUUUGGACCUUAGUCAUGAACACAAGUUCCCCGUGAUUCCCUUCAAGAGUGAGAUGGCCAUGGAGCUGCUUGAGAAGGGCCGCGUGCGCUUCUGGACUCAGCUUGAGAAGUUUACCUCUGCCUGCCAAGUGGAGUACGUCUUCAACGAUGCAAUCAUCGAAGACGGGGAGAAAUACAGCAUGAACUUCAACAAAUCCACGGGCGUCAUUGAGAUGUUCAUGGACUCUCUGGAGGUGACAGACGAGGGCACCUUCACCUUUAACCUGGUGGAUGGAAAAGCGAAAGGCACUACCAGCCUUGUGCUGAUUGGAGAAGAAUUUAAGGAGCUUCAAAGAAAAUCAGAGUUUGAGAGGGCAGAAUGGGUCAGGAAGCAAGGUCCUCACUUUGUGGAGUACCUUAACUUUGCUGUAACACCCGAGUGUGACGUAUUGCUGAAAUGCAAGAUCGGAAAUGUCAAACCUGCAACGGAGAUUGUUUGGUCCAAGGACUGCAUCGAGAUUACAGAGGAGGACGAGGAGGCGAAGAAAAUUGAGAAACAGGACGAAGAGCUGCUGUUCAAUAUCGGAAAGUGGGUUAUUAAGCAAGAGAAAAAGAAAGAAAAAGAGCGGAAAAAACCAUCGGCAGAGGACGCUCAUCGACCGCCGAGACCUAAAAUAUCAAAAACAGACAUGGGGGUUUAUGAUGUCUUCCUGAAGGAUGAGAGGGGCAAAGAUAAGAGCUCCUUCAAUCUGACAGAUGCAGGAUACCAAGCUGUUAUGAAUGAGCUGUUCAGGGUCAUCGCUAACUCCUCCAGUGAGGUCCAAGUGGUCAGCACUGAAAACGGCAUCAUUUUGUCCUCCAGCGUCACAUACUAUGAUGAGAACCUGCGUGUCGGAUGGCUUCACAAAGAUGCCAAGAUUGCAGCUUCAGAGAGAGUAAAGUCUGGAGUCACAGGCGAGCAGCUUUGGCUGAAGAUCAGCGAACCCACUGAGAAGGACAAAGGAAAAUACACCAUGGAUAUUUUUGAUGGCAAGGACGGCGUGAAGAGAGUCUUUGACCUCACUGGAAAAGCUUGGGAUGAAGCUUUUGAAGAAUUCCAAAGACUUAAGGCUGCAGCCAUUGCAGAGAGAAACCGUGCUCGUGUUGUUGGAGGUUUGCCAGAUGUGGUUGCAAUCCAAGAGGGCAAGUCCCUGAACCUGACUGGGAAUGUGUGGGGCGAGCCCACACCAGAGGUUUGCUGGACGAAGAACGACAAGGAGCUCGUUUCCGACGAGCGCUACAAACUCAAGUUCGAGCACGGCAAGUUCGCCAGCAUCACAAUCGCGGCGGUCACCACGGCCGACUCUGGCAAAUACGCUCUGGUGGUCAAGAACAAGUUUGGCAAGGAGGCCGGCGAGUUCACCGUGAGCGUGUACAACCCAGAGGAAGAGGAGAGCAAGGAGGACAAGAAGUGAAGGAAAGGAGAUCAGUGAAGAAGAUGUCUCCAAAGCAUUUCCUCCUGCAGUCCAGCAGUUCAAUAAAUGCUCCUCUCAGCUGUU